Messenger RNA from Melampsora larici-populina 98AG31, 453 nucleotides. RefSeq lists its product as uncharacterized. The record is from RefSeq and is a predicted model, not a curated record. Lineage: Eukaryota; Fungi; Basidiomycota; Pucciniomycetes; Pucciniales; Melampsoraceae. The transcript has 3 exons. Bases 1 to 453 code for a protein of 150 amino acids.
AUGGUGGCUCUGGAUAAUAAUCACAUUCAAACCUGCUCCUUACACGGUGGAAUGACCAAUACUCAGAGAACAUUCCAACUCAAAAAAUUCAAUCAGGACCCAGAAGUUGAUGCUUUUGUGGUCUCUAUAGAGGCUGGAGGGGUUGGUUUAGAUAUGACUUGUGCAGACGAGGUCUACAUAAUGGAUGCCCAUUGGAACCCCCAAAUAGUACAGCAAGCAGUUGACCGGGUUCAACGAAUGGGUCAGACUCAUCCAGUCAAUGUUUUUCAUGUAGUUGUUCAGGAUUCUGUUGAACAGCACCUCUUCAAUGUUCAGAAGAAAAAGGCUUCUUUAGCAAGUAAAGUAAUUACUUUAUCGGUUCCCAAGGAUCAACUAGAACAAUGUGUCAGGGCUGGUGAUACUAUGGGUGAUGAAGUUGAAGAUUUUGAUGUCAAUAUGUGCUAUAAGAUGUAG